UUUAUUUCCUUGGUUCAACUCGGUCACACUUAUCGAUUCCUACAACGCGCUAAAUUAAAGUAUUAAUUUGCAGAUUGUUAGUGGCAAUGGAUAAGAUGUACUUAAACAUUUUGACGGACGUUCGGGACGACGAUUUUGAAACCAUGAGUCGUGUUACGUGUCCGCAAAAUCUGAUUGAAUCUGAACUAUUUGUGCUUAUACUUAAAAAUGCAUCAAAUGCAUUUUUCGAUGGCAUUGUCAAAGAUUCGGAAAAUUGGCUGAACAUGGCCACCAAAUUUGUUAAGUCAAACGACAUUAAGACGUCACUAAAAGGACUACAAUUACUCAAUAAAAUUAUUUGUCGAACUCCUACCAAUACGACUGUAUUUCUAGAUGCACUUUUGGCACGCAGCGUCUACCUUGUGCAAAUCCAGAAGUAUCCCUUGGCAAGAAGCGACUUGGAAUAUUAUAAGCGAUUCAAUCCCAAACUUAUGACAACAGACGGAAUAUUAAUCGUACAAACUCUAUUAUGCCUGUCUUUGUAUUUGAUGAGAAAAAUGCACGAUGCUAGGUUUCAUUUAUAUCAAUUGGAGGAAGUUUUGGGUAAAUUGCCAGCAAAUUUGUUUCGCGAAAUCUUCGAAUUGCAGACGUUUUUAAAGCUCUUGGAAAAAUAUAAAAAAGAAAUUAAACAAUCUCCAAGGAAUAUACACUACAAAAUUAAUAAGGAAGGUGUCAGCUCUGGGCCAUUAAACGGAUCGAAAUUUUACAAUACACCGUUUAUGAAUUGCGAAGUGUGUGGAGAUUAUCGAGAUUCUUUGUACACAUGUAUCGAAUGUCGUUACAAGACGUACUGUUCUUUAAAAUGCAUACAAUCUGAUUGGGAAGAACACCAAACUGAAUGUUAUGGCUACAAAAUUGGAAUAAUACAGAUGCUGGAUGCAACACUGUUGUUUAAAAUAUUUAUACAAGCCACAAAAUAUUUGUCAGCAGCAUUAACAAGCUUAGCCCAGAAGCAUGGAGCCAUUCGGAAUGCAGAUUUUGCGUGGGACUUCAUAGUUAAAUAUGCAAGAGCUGACAAUGCAAACUUUAAUAAUAGUAUCGCAAAGUUCUUGUCCUGUCAACCCGACUGCAAUCAACUGACAGCGGAAAAGUGGCGUCAGCUUGUAACAACUGGUUUUCGACUGGCUGUUUUCGUGUAUAAUGAUACAGAUAUCAAUGACAGAAUUUUCUCCCAACUUAAAAUGUCAAAAAUUGAAACCAUUAAGCUUAUUGCAGCACUGUUAAUGCGUUUGAAUGUUUACAUAACACUCAAUUCUCAAAGAAAUGAAUUUGAAUAUCAGCAAAAAUUCCCUGAUAGCUUCGAUAUUCUGGAAUACCAAGGUCCACUUGAUGCCCGUAUUAACGCGAAUGCAUUUAGCUAUCACUCCAUUAACGCCCACUUGGAUUUUGUGAAUUGUUAUAAUAGGCUGCAAGAACGCAUUUCGUCGAGUAAGCAUUCGAGUAAUCAAGAAGGAUUAUUUUCCGAAAGACACAAUCCUGAAACAAUGUUUGAUUAUAUCAAUAAAAUUUCUAUUGUAUGUCUUAAGAACGCCAAGGUGCAGUCUGUUGGCGAUUUAAAUGAUGUUAAAGCAAAAGCUUUGGCUUAUUUCGAGCUAUGUCUUUUGAAUUUAAAUACCUCAGAGCGUUGCAAACUUCUCUCAAAGUUUGCAGAAUAUUUUCAUAAGUUUCUCUAUGAUUAUUUUUGCGUUGAUGGGUGUCGGCGACAGGAAACUACAACAAUUUGUGGGAAUGUAAUAAGUUUCACAAAUUUUUGUUUUGAAAACUGUGAGAGCAGGAACUCAAAUAGGGAUGAAUUUAAAUUAAUGGCCGCCAUGAAUCUAAAAGCUAAUGUAGACUUGACAGUAACUCCUGAUUCUGUCAAUCAAUUGAAAAACACAUCGUAUUUCGAAGUCAUGGAAGACUGCACAAGGGAAUCAUGCUCUAACCAAACUGUGGCCGAAUCAAUUAAUAAUCGCCAUGGUAUAUUUUGUGCUUUCUGCGAGAAGGAGACAGUAAUAACACCUGCUCUUGGUAAAUGCCCGCAAUGCCAAAUAACUUAUUCUGAGCUUUUUGAGCAAUAUACCACAUUUAUAUCAACUAUUGUGACUGAGAUACGUACCAAGGUAUCAAAUCCAAAAACUACACGACGCGACUUAACAAUCUUGUAUGGCACAUACAACAGUUAUGUUACCAUGCAUUUUUCUGAAGGAAAUGCAUUUCGUCUAUCGGGCGUCCUAAGUUUCAUCGAGUUUCUCACAUCGAAUGAUUUCUUAAACCAUGCCUGCGACAUUAUUUUCGUGCUGCAAAGUUCUGAUUACUUUUACUCCAAAUACGAUCAAUUAAACAAAGAUGUUUUUGUUAGGAUAUUAAAUACUAUUCAGAAAAUCAUGGAACGAUACAUUGAGACUAUUUUUAGUAAUUGCUGUUUGGAUGUAAAUCCGUACUAUCCCAAAAUGCUAUUGGGAAUAACCUGGCACAUUCUAAGCAAUAUGGGUGCUUAUUUGGACAUAUAUAGAGAUGAUAUCGAUACGCAUAAUUCAUUCGUGGACAAUUUUACGCAGUAUUAUAAAUGGAAGAAAAUAAUUAAUUCUAACCUUACGAUGUCAAUGUCAUUGCAAACAUUUUUGAAAACUAUUUAGCUUGUUUAUAAGAUACAGGGUACAGUUAAAAUUGUGGUUAUUAUUAAUCAUAGAAAGAGCGCAGCUAAAAAAAUAUUAAAUAGAAGUUAAGCACAUAAAGCACAAAGCAUACACAAAAAGUA
Molecule: messenger RNA, 2779 nt
Organism: Drosophila virilis
Lineage: Eukaryota; Metazoa; Arthropoda; Insecta; Diptera; Drosophilidae
Molecular function (GO): protein binding
Source: RefSeq, a predicted model, not a curated record